Drosophila innubila is the source of this 1273-nucleotide messenger RNA. It is a transcript of the gene BNIP3, whose product is annotated as BCL2/adenovirus E1B 19 kDa protein-interacting protein 3. NCBI's taxonomy places the organism in Eukaryota, Metazoa, Arthropoda, Insecta, Diptera, Drosophilidae. Gene Ontology annotation, biological process: positive regulation of apoptotic process; mitochondrial outer membrane permeabilization. The record is from RefSeq and is a predicted model, not a curated record. Gene Ontology annotation, cellular component: mitochondrial envelope; nucleus; mitochondrial outer membrane. The coding region runs from base 552 to 1163 and encodes 203 amino acids. The transcript has 5 exons.
GUAACAGUCAUCUUCGUGUUUUUCAACGAACCGUAUGUGUUUUCUGCUGCUUCCAGCAGCUUUAAAAGAACUACGCAUUAGGUUUUUUGCAGCGUGCGUAAAAGAAAAUUGUGUAUUACUACAUUUGUACUAAAUAAAGGCGCAUAUUAUUAAUUAAACUAAACAGCAUUGAGCAAACGACAGCUGCUUAACUUUUGUAAAAGCACAACAAAUAAAGCCAACGAGUGCAGACGGAACAGGAACUGCAAAAAAGUAAAACGCAUAUUCUCACGCAUACACUAAACCGAAACAGACACACAUAUAGACCAAACACAAACACUGACAAACGACGGCAUAUGUGCAAUAAAAGGGCCUUUGUGGCAAAAAGUUUAGUCUAAUCUACAUAAAUUUAUUCUAUUCGUACACCGCAAUAACAACAAAACGAGUUAUCUUUAGUCGACGUGUUUAGUACAAAACAAAAAUAAGAAAGCUAUAAAAGAAUUUCGACUGCUGUACGAACGGAUCGUACCAUAUAACUAACAUAAACAACAACACUCAUACAGAAAAACAAAAUGUCUACGACACCAAAAUCGUCAGAAGAUUUGCUGGGUGAAUCUUGGAUUGAACUAAGCAAUACAGCUGCCAUGGCUGGCAUUAAGAGUCCCGACAGAAUCACUCCGUUGCCUUUCAGCAAUGGCGAGGAAUAUUUGCGACUGUUGCGCGAGGCGCAACGGGAAUCAAAUCAGUCCAGUCGCGUCGUAUCCUUGGCCAGUUCCCGACGUGACACUCCCCGAGACAGUCCUAAGAGUCCACCAAACAGUCCACAAUCGGAGCAGUGCCCGGAUGAUGAGUUGCGGAAUGUAUAUAUCAAUUAUUGGACUAAGGCGGGUGAUAAACAAAACAACGAUAAUGGCGAUUGGCUGCAAAACUGGAAUCGCGGCGUUGAAGAGCAGCCACCAAAAGAUUGGAAAUUCGAGCGUUCCACUGAUGGGGAUGAGGAUGAGAAGAAGAAGACUACGGGUUAUUCCAUACGCUUAAAGCGACUGGGCGCCAAUUCGUUGUUCUCCCGCGAAAUUUUAUACUCGCUGCUGGUUACCAAUGUUCUAUCGCUGCUCCUUGGCGCCGGAUUUGGAUUGUGGCUGAGCAAGCGCGGUAUACUCCUUACCCGCGUGGUCAUUGACUGAAAGACGCCAUAAACGAUAAACGUUUUCAAUAAACAAUAUGCACAUCAAUCCAUCAAUAAAUAAGGGGAAAUAACAGAACAUUAAACGUUCCAUAUAAAGAGGAGAAGACA